CCUCGCUUUCUUUUGCGAGCGGCAGAGGCUCCCCAACUCCUCACUCGCACAACCUCCCACGCCCUCCCCAUCCUCUUCCCACGCUCACCUGCAGCUCCGGGGCCCCUCCCGCCAGCGCGGCGUCGAGGCCGCGCAGCUCCGGCGCCCUCUCUCGCCACUCCCCUCCGCGCGUCUCUCCCGCAUCUCCUCUCCCGCUGGCAGAGGAUCGCAGCAGCUCAACCAGGGGCCUGUACGCCGCUCCCCUCGGCGCGUCCCUACUGGAGCUCCUCUCCCGCUAGCGGCCUCCCACCGUCGAGCUCUUCGUCCCGCAGCAGCUCGACGGGGGCCUUGGACGCCGCUCCCCUACCGCACUCCCCAGUCCGCGCCGCUGCCACCCCCAGUCGCGACCUCACACUGCGGAGCGCGUCCGUGCCCCUACUCCCGGAUCUCGACCCCAGCAGCGACGACAGGGACAGCGGCGGCGACGGGACUCGUGCGCUGGUGCACGGCCGCAACCUCACGCCACGGAGCGGCGGAUGAAGCUACCGUGGCGUGGGCUCUCCGGCGGCAGGAGGUCCCGGCUCCCGACGGAGGGUGGCAGCUGGUAAGGGGAUGAGUAUAACGUGUGGGGUCACUCGUGCACACAUGGAGAGUAAGAUUUAGAGAGGCUGUUGGUUCCCCAUCCAUUGAAAAGCUAUUUGACUAUCUAAAUGGCUAGCUAAACCAGAAUUUAGUUUUUUUUAAGCCAUCUGGCGCCCUUUAUUGAUCUUCUAAAAACAUUACAUCGUGCACCAGACUUGCUAGAAUAAAACUAGGGGGUUCAUCGACCCAAUUACAAUUUACAAGAUAAUUUUGAUUGAAUAGCUACUCUCGCUAUUUCAUGAGCUACUUUGUUAAACUCUCUAUUACAAUGCUCAAUUGAAAUACUUGUGAAUUCUUGCCAUAACUGAACACAUUCUUCGUAUAUUGCAGCACUCACUGUUGCAGAGAAACCCCCUUGUUUCCUUGUUUCAACCACCUCCGAACAGUCUGACUGUAUCAAGAGUUUACUGCAUCCAAUCUGCUGUGCCAAGAUGAUCCCCUCCCUGAGUGCCAAUGUCUCGGCCAUAGGAGCAUCCAGAAUAUUUCCAAAGAAUCUAGCACCAGCAAUCACAAAAGAUCCAGUAUGGUCUCUGAUUACAGCUCCCGUACUUCCCAUUCUUCUAUCAGGGUUGUAGCUUGCAUCCACAUUCAGCAUUAAGAAAUCCUCAGGAGGCUUCUUCCACCCCACCCUCACUUUUGUCGAGGCACUUGCCUUCUGAUAAUUCAUAGUAAGCGUGACAAUUGACAUGGCUGAUCUUGUCGGACUUUGAACAGUGUUCUCAAGAACCAUCAUCCGGCGCUCCCACCAUAGAUACCAGCUACCAGUUAGGAUUAGUUCUACAUGAUCAACUUUAUUUAGAUGUGCCAACUUCUUUGGAUAUCUUAUAACUUCAGCUAAAAUUACUGAUCCUGAUCGAUCCACCUGCAACAGUCUAUGUACUUCAUCUGAAAUUCCCAGUAAUCGCCAUAUUUCCUUUGUUCUGUUACAAGAGAAUAAGAGGUGUUUAAUAUCUUCACACCCUUCCUGGCAGACUGGACAACUACUCACGUUGCCAAUGUGCCGAUUUGCCAAAAUCCCUCUGCAAGGCAGCAGGCCGUGCAGCACCCUCCACCCAAAUAUUUUGAUUUUUGCAGGUACUUUCAACUUCCAUAAAUUUGUCCAUACUCUUUCAUCUCCCGCACUCCAAGCUUGCUGAAUCAACUCGUUGGCUCCAAACUUAUGUAGCCAUUGGGUGUGAUAAGCUGAUCCCACCGAAAAAUACCCAUUUCGGUUAUAAUGCCAAGCUACCCCAUCUUCUCUUCCUUGCACAAGUGGGAUCUGCAGAAUCCUAUGAACAUCCACUGACCAGAAUAUAUCCUUUAUCAAAUCUUCAUCUCAUCUUCCUGUGAUUGGAUUAAUAAGCUCAUCCACGGUUGAAAGUAAAUUCUGCCCCCUUGGUGUUAGUAUCUUCAAGUUGUGGCUCGCUGGGAUCCACUUGUCCUCCCAAAUGUUAAUCUGUGAACCAUCACCCACGCGCCAAAUAUAACCUUUUUUAAAACAUUCCAACCCUGCUAAUAUACUUUGCCAAGUGUAUGAACUACCACUUUUUUGCUUCGCAUUCAAGAGUUUCCCAUCAGGGUAGUAUCUUGCACGUAACACUCUCGCGCAUAGAGAGUCUGGUUCGAGCAGCAACCUCCACACUUGCUUUGCUAGCAAGGCUCGAUUAAAACUUUCCAAAUCUCUAAAACCCAUUCCUCCUCUAUUCUUUGGAAUACACAAUUUCCACCAAGCCUUCCAAUGUAUUCUUUUAUGGUCAUUGUCAUCACCCCACCAGAAUUGUGAUAUGGCAUCUGUCAUCCAUUUGCAAAUGUUUUUUGGGAUUUUGAAUACCAUCAUCGCAAAUACCGGAACAGCCUGAGCAAUAGCCUUAAUUAGAAUUUCCUUUCCUCCCAUACUUAGCAGCUUCUCUUUCCACCCUUUUGUUUUAGCUCGAACUCUAUCAAUCAAGUGUUGAAAACAAUCACUUCGGUCUAUCCCCACCAAGGCUGGUAGACCUAAAUAUUUAUCACUUAAGGAUUCCGUGAUAAUAUUCAGAGCCUCGCAAAUCUCUGCCUUUACUGUAACAUAUGUGUUUUGACUGAAGAAAAUGCUGCAUUUCUCUUCACUGACUUUUUAUCCAGAAUUUGCACAAUAUCUAUCGAGUAUACUCUUCAAUUUCACUGCAUUCUCUCUGGUCGACUCCAUCAAUAUCAGAGAAUCAUCUGCAAAUAGUAAAUGGGAUAUCGCCGGUGCGUCUCUACAGACUCUCACUCCCUUCAACUCCUCUCUAAUUUCAGCUCCUUUCAAUAAGCUUGACAAGCCUUCAGCUACCAACAGAAAGAGAUAGGGAGAUAAGGGGUCCCCCUGUCGAAUUCCCCUUGUUGGUAUAAAAGUUUCAGUCUCCAUGGAAUUUACUCUGACCUUGUAUUUAACAGUCUUGACACACGCCAUAACAAGAUCAACCCAUCUCUGAGCAAAACCCAUUUUUAACAUGAUUUUCUCCAGAAAAUUCCAUUCCACUCUAUCGUAAGCCUUGUGCAUAUCCAAUUUAACUGCACAUAAGCCUCUCUUUCCACGUUUCUUUUUGAUAGUGUGAAUACUCUCAUAAGCUAAUAAUAUAUUAUCAGUAAUAAGUCUUCCAGGGACAAAAGCACUCUGGUUAUCACUAAUGACUUCAGGCAAGAUAGAUCUUAGUCUAUUUGCUAGCAUUUUAGAUAUGACUUUGUACACAACAUUGCACAAGCUGAUAGGCCUGAAUUGUGACACCAAAGUAGGAUUUGUUACCUUGGGAAUUAAACCAGAAUUUAGUUAGUGUGAUUUAGCUAAGCUUUUGGAGAUGCUCUAAAAGUUUUUUUUAGGGGUACCCGUAUAAAAGUUAAUCUCCGGUAUGGAGACAAAUAUGGGCAUAUGGCCCGCGGGACAUUGCUCUGGCAGAUCAGAGAAGAGAACCGCCAGAAACUUAUUGGGCUGGGCUGUACCACAUGGCCGCGUUUCGUCAAAAGCCCGUCGCCACCGCUGAUUGACAACAACUACUCUGUGUGUGUGUGUGUGUGUGUGUGUGUGUGUGUGUGUGUGUGUGUGUGUGUGGGCCACACUGCCACCAGCGGGGGCUGCAGCCGCGGCGUCGCGGUCCAACGCAUUCUGGACUCCCCUCUGAGCCCUGACGGCUGCAUCCGAAGAUGGCCGGAGCCAGAUCCGCGGCCCUGCUCGCGCUGCUCCUCCUGGUCUGCGCGGGGGCGGCCGCCGCCGCUGCCGGGGCGAGCAAGGGCAAGGGCGGGUCCGGCCGCGGCGCGCUGCCGCCGUGCCGGGAUCUGGCGACGCGGGGCGAGUGCGCGGCGCGCAGCGGGUGCCGGUGGUGCCGCAGCGAGGCGCUCGAUGACAUGUGCUUCGGGGCCGCCGAGGCGUGGCGCCUCCCGCGCCAGGUCUUCUCCUGCGACCCGCCCUCCGGCGCCGCGAACGCCCGGAGGUAAUGCCGCCGCCGCCAAAGCUCCGGCUUCGGGAUCCCGAUCUGACCUUCGGUGUCGCCGGGCUUUGGUUGAUUCCUUCUGGAUCUGAGAUUUUACGGUAGCGUGUUUACUGCUGAUGUGUGAGUGUUUCAUGGAUUGGCCUCGUGCAUUACUGUAAAUCUGGUCGAAAUCCGAUCUGAGCGUGGCAAUCAUUUGGAUGAUUUGCUUACGAAGCUGUUGUGAGUAUCGGUGUUGCAACGGCAA
Molecule: messenger RNA, 4290 nt
Organism: Panicum virgatum (switchgrass)
Lineage: Eukaryota; Viridiplantae; Streptophyta; Magnoliopsida; Poales; Poaceae
Exons: 1
Coding region: 3760-4050 (96 amino acids)
Source: RefSeq, a predicted model, not a curated record